Molecule: messenger RNA, 825 nt
Organism: Penicillium samsonianum
Lineage: Eukaryota; Fungi; Ascomycota; Eurotiomycetes; Eurotiales; Aspergillaceae
Exons: 1
Coding region: 1-825 (274 amino acids)
Source: RefSeq, a predicted model, not a curated record
AUGAUGCUACCACUAUACGCACUUUUGCUACUUCCCCUGGUGAACGCAUGGACCUUCCGCUUUACAAACGCAACGGAUGCUACUGAAAUUGCCCGUGGCCAAGAGGCACAGAACUGCACAAAAUCUCCCAUUGGUAAAGAAAAGCUCUUUACCUGGGAUCCUGAGGGAUCCGGUCUAUGUGUCUCGAUAUACCGUGACACCAAUUGCAUUUCCAGGGCGGGAUACGGGUGCGCAAUAUGGAGGAAGAAUGCCAGUGAACCCUUUGAAGCUUUCGAUGUCCUGUUUGAACGGGACAUUGAUGCCAAACACCAGACCUCUACGGUCGCUUCGACAUCGACCUCUACAUCGGUAACGACAUCAUCCACAUCUACAUCUUCAUCUGUAUCUUCGACGUCCGCAUCCGCAACUGCAACCCCCACCGAGUCCACCACAGCCUCUGCAGGCAAUUCUAACAGUGGCUCCUCCUCUAGCCCAUCACUCUCCGGCGGUGCUAUUGCAGGCAUUGUGGUUGGCGUCAUAGCUGCAGUCGCCAUCAUUGUCGCUUUCGUUGUUGUCUUCAUGAGAAAGAAGAAUAAAAAGAAUGCCGUGGUUGCUAACGAGCAUGGUGGGUACGGGCCCCAUGAGGCGGAUGCUACUGGAUCAUCAGUGAGCGGUACUACGGCGGUUGCGGAGAAGGCAUCAGACUCAGUUGCACGCCCAUUCAGACCUCCCCCUGGAUCUCAGGUUGUUGAGUUGGUUGGUGAUGAAGGGAGUGCCGAGCUGGGCAGCAGCCCAAUCAGUGAGAUGGAUGGGAAUAGCGCCAAGAGGAAUUUUAAUCGGUUCUAA